AUGGCCUUCCCUCCCUGGCCGGACGAGAUCGAUGUCGAGGCGCAUGCCUUGGCGGAUGAUGCGGAUGGCAACAGCGCCGAAGCCGAUGUCAAAGCCGCGGAUGGGCCCGCCGAUGUUGGGGCCGAUGCACAGGCCGCUGCCCGCGCCGCACGUGCCACCUACAAGGCCAAGCGCUCGUCGCGGCUCUCGGUUUCAACCACGUCGCUCAACGUGCCACCUGGCCCGGGCACGCCAUGCCUUCCAAUCGAGCACCUGGCGCUGCCGGGUGCGUCGAUCGCCAUCGAGGACGCCGGCUCGGACCUCGGCUCGCUCUCCGACUCGGACGACGGCUCGGUGGCGGCAUCGCGGCCGCCAUCGUGGGGCGCCUCGUCAUCGUCCUCGAUUAGCAUGAUCGGUGAUACCGAGCCUGGGCCGUCGGGCGAAGAGCCGCCCGCCAGUGGAGACGAGCCAUUGCCGCCGGCAGCCGCCAGCGUCGAGGAUGGCUCUGCCAGCCAACCCAGGUCUGAGUUUCUGCAGCGGAUCUUCUUCACCCUCUCGGUCUCGGAGCUCCACUUUCCCCGUCACCGCAUACCGGAUUCUAUGCCAUGA
Molecule: messenger RNA, 588 nt
Organism: Thecamonas trahens ATCC 50062
Lineage: Eukaryota; Apusomonadida; Apusomonadidae
Exons: 1
Coding region: 1-588 (195 amino acids)
Source: RefSeq, a predicted model, not a curated record